Messenger RNA from Rotaria sp. Silwood1, 759 nucleotides. The record is from the annotation of a GenBank genome assembly. Lineage: Eukaryota; Metazoa; Rotifera; Eurotatoria; Philodinida; Philodinidae.
AUGUCAAAUAAAUCUUCUCAAAAUUCAAAAUCAGACCCAAAUCAAGAUCGAACAUCACACAAUUCACUUUUGGCACAAUUUACAAAUGCAACAGCUGCUGGUUAUCAUCCUCAACCUCAAGCAACAACAACAUAUUCAAUGACUACCGGUUUUAAUGCAAAUAGCACAUCUUCUGCUAAUCAAACAGUAAAAAAUGCUGCAAAUACAUUUUUACCAUUACCAGCACAACCAAUUGAUUUAACUACAUUUCAAGGUUUAAAAUUUGUUACACUUGAUGGUUUACUCAUUGAAACACGUGAUAUUUAUGAUCAAAUUAGUGGUACAUUUAAAUGGGAAAUGUGUGAAGGUCAAGAAGAUCGAUGUGUGAAUUAUAUUCGUGAUCAAUGUGCUAAUAAACGAACAUUUUUUAUGACGUCUGGUGGACUGGGAAAAAAUGUUGUUCCAAAAAUUCAUGAUUUACCACAACUUUAUGCUAUUUACAUUUAUUGUGCAGAUGUUGUGUAUCAUCAAGAAUGGGCAUGUAAAUAUUCAAAAGUACGUGUUGUUUGUAAUAAUGAUGAUCUAUAUUUAUUACCUCAACUGGCUGUUGAUGUGGCACAAGCUAAUAUUGAUUGGGGAGAUGCACUUCUCAAAAGUGGUAAACGUGACGAAGCAAAAAAGAAAUUUUUAAAAGCAGAUGAAAAUUUAACUAAAUAUGUUAAAAAUCCUGAUCCAACUAUGGUAAAUGAAGUAAAAAAGAAACUAGAUGAAUGUAAAUAA